This is a messenger RNA of Oryzias latipes (Japanese medaka), 5538 nucleotides long. NCBI's taxonomy places the organism in Eukaryota, Metazoa, Chordata, Actinopteri, Beloniformes, Adrianichthyidae. The record is from RefSeq and is a predicted model, not a curated record.
CAAACUCCUAGACAAAAAAAACAGUUUUUAAGCAAACGUUGAUUGUUUGUUGUGCAAAUAACUUUAGUUUAUUUGCACAAAAAUAUGCUGUCUGGGAUGAACCAGGGCUGACACAACCCUUAUCAGGCUAAUUGAGGUGUAGAUAAUGGGACAAAAAAGUCAUAGUUCACCCUGAUAAUACAAUAUAAGACCAUGUGUUGACUUUUAGCUUUGCCAGUGGAUUCUUGGAGAAAGCCAGGUACUGUACACUUACAUUCUUCAUCAUGUAUUCUGUAUUAUUUUAGUUUAACUGAAUUUUAAAUGGUAAUUUUUAGCUGUUUCCUGUUAUUUUACAAAACUAAAUUAGUUUGAAGGAACCAUUAAUGUCUAGUUGACAUGGUGUUAUUUUUUUUCUUCACUUUUCUUGCUAGGUGAGACAGCUGCCUGAGUCAAAGAGGAAAAAUGAAGAAAUCUGACAUUCGAAAGGCAAAUAAGGAAGACGGUGAAAACAAAAAUAAAAAGAAAAAGGAAAAUGCACUGAGUGUUGGAUACUUUCAACUGUAUCGAUUCGCCACCGGGAGGGACACAGUGAUGAUGGUGGUCGGCGGCUUUUGUGCCCUCAUCCACGGCGCCGCCACACCACUCAUGCUGCUGGUCUACGGCAUGAUGACAGACACAUUUGUGGCUUAUGAGCUCGAGGUGCAGGAGCUUAAAGACCCAAACAAGGAAUGCUUAAACGACACCAUCUAUUGGAUAAACGGUUCCAUUUAUGAAACAACUGACAACCAAACGGUGACCUGUGGAGUGAACAUUGAGGGCCAGAUGACCCAGUUUGCAUAUUACUAUAUCGGCAUAGGGUCAGGAGUUCUGCUUGUUAGUUACUUCCAGAUCAUGUUCUGGGUGUCAGCAGCUGCAAGACAAACUCAGAGAAUCAGAAAAACGUACUUCAGAAGAGUGAUGCAGAUGGAGAUUGGGUGGUUCGACUGCAACUCUGUGGGUGAACUCAACACCAGGAUUUCUGAUGAUAUUAACAAGAUUAGCAACGCCAUCGCCGAUCAGGUUUCUAUUUUCAUUGAGAGGAUCUCCACCUUUAUUUUUGGCUUCAUGGUGGGAUUUAUCGGAGGGUGGAAGCUAACAUUGGUGGUCGUAGCAGUCAGCCCCCUGAUAGGAAUGGGAGCUGGACUCAUGGCCAUGGCUGUGGCCAGGUUGACAGGAAGAGAGCUGAAGGCCUACGCAAAGGCGGGCGCUGUGGCGGACGAGGUGCUGUCAUCCAUCAGAACUGUUGCAGCGUUUGGUGGGGAAGAAAAGGAAGCUGAGAGGUACGACAGAAACCUGGUAGAGGCUCAGAACUGGGGAGUGAAGAAGGGCUCGAUCAUUGGAGUUUUUCAAGGGUACCUGUGGUGCAUCAUCUUCCUCUGUUAUGCUUUAGCCUUCUGGUAUGGAUCCAAGCUGGUCAUUGACAGCAAAGAGCUGUCUCCUGGUAAUCUCAUUCAGGUUUUCUUUGGCGUACUCAUAGCUGCUACAAACCUGGGUCAGGCCGCUCCGUGUUUAGAGGCUUUCGCCUCUGGACGCGCAGCAGCAAAGACCGUCUUUGAAACCAUUGAUAGGGAACCAGAGAUUGACUGUUUGUCAGAGGACGGCUACAAACUCGACAAAAUCAAGGGUGAUAUUGAGUUCCACAACGUCACUUUCUACUAUCCAUCUCGACCAGACAUAAAGAUUUUGGAUGAUCUAAACCUACACAUCAAAGCUGGAGAAACAACUGCUUUUGUUGGGCCAAGUGGAUCUGGAAAGACCUCAGCUGUCCAGCUGAUCCAGAGAUUUUAUGAUCCGAAGGAAGGAAUGGUGACUUUGGAUGGCCAUGAUCUCCGCUCUCUAAACAUUCAGUGGCUCCGCUCUCUCAUUGGCAUUGUGGAGCAGGAGCCAGUACUGUUUGCUACAACCAUCGCUGAGAACAUCCGAUAUGGCCGACCUGGAGUUACAAUGGAAGACAUCAUCCAGGCAACGAGAGAAGCUAAUGCUUAUCAUUUUAUUAUGGAUUUACCCCAAAAAUUUGACACUCUGGUGGGUGAGGGUGGAGGCCAGAUGAGUGGAGGACAGAAACAGAGGAUCGCCAUCGCUCGGGCUCUUGUUCGAAAGCCAAGGAUCCUUCUGCUCGACAUGGCCACAUCUGCCCUAGACAAUGAGAGCGAAGCCACUGUGCAGGAAGCCUUGAAUAAAGUACACACAGAAAGGACAACAAUCUCUGUGGCACAUCGACUUUCCACAAUUCGAAGUGCAGACGUGAUUGUUGGGUUUGAGCAUGGACGGGCGGUGGAGAAAGGAACUCACAGGGAGCUGCUGGAAAGGAAGGGUGUCUACUUCACCCUCGUCACCCUACAGAACCAAGGAUCUUCUAACACAGCUCAGGAUGAGAUUAGUGAAGAAUCUGAAGAGGAAAUUGGUUUUAAACUGGGGGAUUUUAAACGCUCCAGCUGCAGAUCCAGUGUGAGGAGCUCGGUGCGGCUGCGAUCUCAGAGCAAACUGUCAAGUGAUUUUGUCCCUGACUUUGUGUCAGGCAGCCUCAAGAUCGCUUCAGACGUGGACACUCCAGCAGAAAAUAGUCUUGAAAAGGACGCAGAUGAGCAUAAGGAAUCUGCUUCAGUUGCACGAAUCCUGAAGUACAACCAGCCUGAAUGGCCGUACAUGCUGCUGGGCUCACUGGGAGCUGCCAUCAAUGGCUCAGUCAACCCAAUCUAUGCCGUCCUGUUCAGCCAGAUUCUUGGGACUUUUUCCAUCCCCGACCUGGAUGAGCAGAGGAGGCAGAUAAAUGGGAUUUGCCUUUUGUUCUGUGUUGUGGCUGUGAUCAGCUUCUUUUCCCAGUUUAUUCAGGGAUUUUCUUUUGCUAAGUCUGGAGAGCUGCUGACCCGCCGUCUAAGAAAAGUGGGCUUCCAGGCCAUGCUAAAACAGGAAAUCGGAUGGUUUGACGACCCUGAAAACAGUCCUGGAGCUCUGACCACCAGACUGGCCACAGAUGCAUCCAUGGUCCAGGGGGCAACCGGUUCUCAGAUUGGCAUGAUCAUCAACUCACUGACCAGCAUUGGAGCCUCCUUCAUCAUCGCAUUUUACUUCAGCUGGAAACUAACAUUGGUAAUCCUGGGCUUCCUCCCACUCAUUGGCCUGUCAGGUGUAUUCCAAGCCAAAAUGUUGACAGGUUUUGCAAAAGAAGAUAAAAAAGCCAUGGAGGCUGCUGGUCGGGUCUCCAGUGAGGCUCUUGGCAACAUUCGGACUGUUGCAGGGUUGACCAAAGAGCGCUCCUUUGUGGAAUCAUUCGAGGAGAAACUAGAGCUCCCAUAUAAAUCUGCCAAGAAGAGGGCCAACAUCUAUGGGCUCUGUUUCGGCUUAACUCAGUGUGUCAUCUUCAUGGCAUACGCUGCUUCAUUUAGGUUUGGGGGCUACCUGGUCAGAGCUGAGGGGCUACAGUACAUGCUGGUUUUUAGGGUGAUUUCGGCUGUGGUGAUCAGUGGGACGGCCCUGGGAAGAGCCUCCUCCUUCACUCCUGAUUACGCAAAAGCCAAAACUGCAGCCGCUCAGUUUUUCAAACUGUUGGACAGAGUUCCAAAGAUCAGCCACACAGAUGGAGAGAAAUGGGAAAACUUCAAAGGAGAAGUAGAGUUCCUAAACUGUAAGUUUACAUAUCCAACUCGACCAGACACCCAAGUGCUGAAAGGCCUGGUGGUUUCAGUGAAGCCGGGCCAAACAUUGGCACUGGUUGGAAGCAGCGGUUGUGGGAAAAGCACUGGUGUUCAGUUAUUGGAGCGGUUCUACGAUCCUGAUGAGGGCAAAGUGUUGAUUGAUGGCCGCCCAUCCUAUUCUGUCAGCGUGCCCUUCUUGAGGUCUCAGAUCGGCAUCGUGUCACAGGAGCCAGUUUUGUUUGACUGCAGCAUUGCCGAGAACAUCCAGUAUGGAGACAACAGUCACAGAAUUAACAUGGAAGAGAUUGUAGAGGCGGCAAAGACGGCUAAUCUUCACGACUUUGUGAUGACUCUGCCAGAUAAAUAUGACACUCAGGUUGGAGCUCAGGGCUCUCAGCUCUCCAGAGGACAGAAACAACGCAUUGCUAUUGCCAGAGCUAUUAUCAGGAACCCCAAGAUUUUGCUUUUAGACGAAGCAACUUCUGCCCUUGACACAGAAAGCGAGCAGAUCGUCCAAUCUGCUUUGGAUGAGGCCAGAAAAGGACGCACCUGCAUCGUCAUUGCUCAUCGACUGUCAACCAUCCAGAAUGCUGACAUCAUAGCUGUGAUGUCUCAUGGAGUCGUCAUAGAGCAAGGCACUCAUGAUGAACUUAUGGCCAAGAGAGGUGCCUACUAUAAACUAGUCACAACGGGAGCUCCAAUCAGCUGAACGUCUACAAAGUAACAGCUAAACAAGCAAACAAAGUUCAGCGCACAAGAAAGAAAACUAUGAGGAAAUGAGGGAGACAAAUACCUGGCUGCAGCCUCAUGUAUUUUCAUGCUACAUUAAAUAUCUUAACACAUCUGCAAAAGGGCAGUGUUCCCUUCACAGAACAGAUACCAGGUUUAUAAAUUAAAAUACCAGCUUAUGUAAGCAAGAGUUUGAUGUUGUCCAUCCUUCAAAAAUCAUGUAUUUGAAUUAUAUUUAAAGUUUAAACCACCAUACGAGUAAAAUAAAAAACUUUACGUGGAAAAAAAACACCACAGAAAUCAACAUUUCUCUGCUUUUACAUGAGAAAUCAAACCUUGACUUUCUUAAAUGGGUAAGAAAAUAAAAAUAUCAAGAAUAUUGCCACUGUUCCUGCCAUUUGUAACAAAAUUGUUAAAUGAUUUUAUUCAGUGGAUUAAUAUUUAGAAAUUAUUAAAAAAAUCUAAAACAUAAUUGAAAAAAAUAUUACCCUUUGUGAUUUAAAACCUACUGGGAGGUAUCGUCAGGAAUGGGUGGUGUAGAACCCAGAAUCCAGGAGAUCAGGCUGAAUGGCAGUAACAUAAAAAAACAAAACACUUUAAUAAACUUAAACAUGAACAAAAUGAAUCACAAGGAAGAAAUGAAAAGCAAAGCCGGUUUUCUGACAAGAAUGACCUGAAAAACAGAAGAGGAUCAUCAACAUAAAUGAAGACAGAAAGAACCCUGAAAACCUGACAAAUAAAUAUGAAAACAUGACUAAAUAUAAAAUCCACAAUCCUCACUGAUAGGGGGCUUUCAAAUUAAAGUUGAACUUUGUGUUUAUUACACAGUUUAGCUUGAGAGGAGAUAAUAUUUGGAGAGAAAAAACAUUUAAGAUAAGUAAAAUAAAUUAUGUAAUAACUAGAAGAAAGUAAAAAAAAACGUAGAAAACGCAAAUGACAUAACUGUUGUAAGGAUUCUACCAACAAAUGUAUAUAGAUAAAUAUAAAUAUUUGUGUUUUCUAUUGUUAAUCAUGCAAAUCCUUUGUAUAUUUUUGCAAUAAUUUGUUUUUAAUUAUUUAACAUGAUAAAAAAUAUAUAUAAAUACUGUUGCAUGCAUUUUUAGACUUUUGUAAGUAACUAAAAUGUAUUAAAAACUUUUACAUUUUUGUCUUUCAA